CACUGAUGGCGCAGUGGCGAGGCGGCAAGAGAAGGAGGGAGGCCUUCAGAGUGGCUUUGAAUAUUUACGAUCUUACAACAACAUCGAUUCACAACGAAUGCAGCGACAGGCCCCACAAAUAUUAAUCUUCUCCAAAGUCCACGAAACGGCGAUGGAGUGUUACCUGAAGUGAAGAUUGAGGACGUGAUAGAAGAUGGACGACUACUGCUAUGCUAAGAUGGCGACGUCAUGUCAAAGAGAAAGUGAAAGAGAAUCAGCAACGGAGAAAAAGACGAAAACCGAAGACGAGGAUGUCCAGCAGCUGAUUGGUCAUCCAGAAAAACGUCUUCCUCAGUCAGGGGGGAACUCCACUUUGAAGCAGGAGACUCCACAGCCACCUCGCAUUAAAAAAGAAGAGGAGGAACUCUGGAUCACUCAGGAGGGAGAAUCUCUUCUAGGAGUGCAGGAGGCUGAUCUCACCAAGUUGCCACUGACUGUUGUCUCUGUGAAGAUUGAAGAUGAUGAAGAGAAACCACAAGUAGACAACCUCUUAGCUCCACUCUCAGAUAUUGAGGUUGAAGAACCUUUGAGCAGCGAUAUAAACUUUAAAGACAUCCAGCAGCUGAUUGGUCAUCCAGAAGAACUUCCCUUUCAAUUCGGGGAGCGCUCCACUUUGAAGAAGGACAGUCCACAGCCAACCACCUUUGAAAAGGAAGAGGAGGGAGAGUGUCUUCUAGGACCACAGGAGGCUGAUCUCACCAAGUUGCCACUGACUGUUGUCUCUGUGAAGACUGAAGAUGAUGAAGAGAAACCACAAGCAGACAACUUCUUAGCUCCACUCUCAAAUAGUGAGACUGAAGACGAGGUUGAAGUAACUAUGAGCAGCGAUACAGAAUCUGAAGGUGACGUGAGGACUCACACCUACACCAAACACUCUGAAUGCUCUAAAAACAAGAGCGGUGCAAAGCCUUUGAGCUGCUCAGUUUGUUCUAAAAUCUUUGCUCGAGAGCGAGGUUUGUCUCAACACAUGAGAACACACACCGGAGAAAAAACAUUUGAGUGUUCUGUAUGUGGUAAAAACUUUAGUCAAAAAAACAAUUUGACUCAACACAUGAGAACGCACACGGGAGAAAAACCAUGUAUUUGUUCCGUUUGUGGCAAAAGCUUUUCCCAAAAUGGCAAUUUGACUCAACACAUGAGAACGCACACUGGAGAAAAACCAUGUAUUUGUUCCGUUUGUGGCAAAAGCUUUUCCCAAAAUGGCAAUUUGACUCAACACAUGAGAACACACACAGGAGACAAACCAUUUAGUUGUACGGUUUGCGGUAAAAGCUUUUCUCGAAAAGCCAGUUGGACUCACCACGUAAGAACGCACACGGGAGAAAAACCAUUUAAUUGUUCAGUUUGCGGUAAAAGCUUUUCUCGCAAAGGCAAUUGGACGUUACACAUGAGAACACACACGGGUGAAAUAACAUUCAAUUGUUCUGUUUGUAGUAAAAGCUUUUUUUAUAGGAGCAAUUUGACAAAGCACAUGAGGACGCACACAGGAGAAAAAACAUUUAGUUGUUCAGUUUGUGGUAGAUGCUUUUAUCAUAAUAGCAAUUUGACCCUACACAUGAGAACUCACACAGGUGAAAAAACGUUUAAUUGUCCUGUUUGUGAUAAAAGCUUUUUUCUAAAAGGCAAUGUGACCCAACACAUGAGAACACACACCGGAGAAAAAAUAUUUAAUUGUUCAGUUUGCGGCAAAAACUUUUCAUAUAAGAGCAGCUUGACUCUGCACAUGAGAACACACACAGGGGAAAAACCAUAUAAUUGUUCGGUUUGUGGUAAAGACUUUUCCCAAAAGGUACGAUUGACUCAACACAUGAGAGCGCACACUGGAGAAAAACCAUUUAGUUGUUCAGUCUGCGGUAAAGGAUUCUGUCAUAACGCACACGCAGUAAGACACAUAAAAACACACUCGGGAGAAUAACCGAUCAGCUGUUUGGUUUGUGGUAUGUUGCUCAUAUGUGGCCACAUCCAUCCAAACUCAGGACCUUUUAAAAAAAAGUUCACUGCUUCUUUUACAAAUCUCGGAGGUCGUCAUACAAAUUAGUAUUACCUACUCAUCUCCUCAUGAACACUUUGUAUAAUUUGUUUGAACAUUUCAUUCGUUCGAGAAACUUGCUUGUUCUAUUUGAUUUCAUGCUAAAGUCUACUAUGUUCACGUCGGUUAAGUUUGAGUUUAAGUUACCUUGAUUUUGGUCAUUCUGAUAGCUGCUUUGUUGUAAUAUUUGAACGGGGAGAAAUGAAUGUGUUGUGGCAUUUGCGGGUGUCAGCGGCGGCUUGAGGAAACACUCGCUUGCUUUUCCAAACAGGUCUCUAAUGGUGAACUACCAACGUGAGGAUGCGAAACAAGAAGUCCUUGAAUGUUAAUGGUGUUGUUAAUACCCUGAGACAAAUUAGUUCAUAUUGUUAUUUGUGUUGUUUUUAAAACGGCAGCCAUUUGUAUUAAUAUUCAGCUAAGUUGAAGUGUUUUGCCAAAUUAUAUCUAAUGAUACAUUUUUAGAAUGUGCUUGUUCUAUUUUUCGCCAAAGUAAGACAAAGAAGACAAGUUGUCUUUAUUUUUAAGUUUUAAAGUCAUAAAUCCGAUUAGGAAGACAAUUUUAGAUUUGGAAGGUGAUCCCAGGAUUUUUGUUUAAAUUAAAUAUGGUUAUUUCAGUUAGUAAACGUUGUUAACUAAAAUACUAUAAUACAUGUACCCUAUAUAUAUAUAUAUAUAUAUAUACAUUUAAAAUCUCCUGACAAUUGAGGGAACCCCUCAUGAAACAGUUCUGUAGAGAUGAAGUAGUCUUUUAAUUUUUCCCACUCAUACAUAUAUAUAUAUAUAUAAACACACACACACACACACACACACACACACAGUGGGGCAAAAAAAGUAUUUAGUCAGCCAACGAUUGUGCAAGUUCUCCCAUUUAAAAUGAUGACAGAGGUCUGUAAUCUUCGUCAUAGGUACACUUCAACUGUGAGGGACAGAAUCCAGGAAUUCACAUUGUAGGAAUUUUAAAGAAUUUAUUUGUAAAUUAUUGUGGAAAAUAAGUAUUUGGUCACUUCAAACAAGGAAGAUCUGUGGCUCUCACAGACCUGUAACUUCUUCUUUAAGAAGCUCUUCUGUCCUCCACUCGUUACCUGUAUUAAUGGCACCUGUUUGAACUUGUUAUCUGUAUAAAAGACACUUGUCCACAGCCUAAAACAUUCAGACUCCAAACUCCACUAUGGCCAAGACCAAAGAGCUGUCGAAAGACACCAGGAAAAGAAUUGUAGACCUGCACCAGACUGGGAAGAGUGAAUCUACAAUAGGCAAGCAGCUUGGUGUGAAUAAAUCAACUGUGGGAGCAAUCAUCAGAAAAUGGAAGACAUACAAGACCACUGAUAAUCUCCCUCCAUCUGGGGCUCCACGCAAGAUCUCGUCCCGUGGGGUCAAAAUGAUCAUGAGAACGGUGAGCAAAAAUCCCAGAACCACACGGGAGGACCUGGUGAAUGACCUGCAGAGAGCUGGCACUAAAGUAACAAAAGUUACCAUCAGUAACACACUACGCUGACAGGGAAUCAAAUCCUGCAGUGCCAGACGUGUCCCCUGCUUAAGCCAGUGCAUGUCCAGGUCCGUCUGAAGUUUGCCAGAGAGCACAUGGAUGAUACAGCAGAGGAUUGGGAGAAUGUCAUGUAGUCAGAUGAAACCAAAAUAGAACUUUUUUGGUAUAAACUCAACUCGGCGUGUUUGGAGGAAGAAGAAUACAGAGUUGCAUCCCAAGAACACCAAACCUACUGUGAAGCAUGGGGGUGGAAACAUCAUGCUUUGGGGCUGUUUUUCUGCUAAGGGGACAGGACGAUUGAUCCGUGUUAAGGAAAGAAUGAAUGGGGCCAUGUAUCCUGAGAUUUUGAGCCAAAACCUCCUUCCAUCAGUGAGAGCUUUGAAUGGUUGACCAAAUACUUAUUUUCCACCAUCAUUUACAAAUAAAUUCUUAAAAAUUCCUACAAUGUGAAUUCCUGGAUUUUUUUUUCACAUUCUGUCUCUCCCAGUUGAAGUGUACCUAUGAUGAACAUGACAGACCUCUGUCAUCAUUUGAAGUGGGAGAACUUGCACUUGAAAUUAUGGAGUAAAUACUUUUUUGCCCCACAUAAACAAUGUAUGAAAACAUUAGAUAUCUCUAUAUCUUAGGGACCAAGAGACUGUAACUCUGUUGCUGCGGCAGCAGAGACUUUAUUCUGUCUCGACACUUUGUAUUGAUAUUUUCAAUUGCAUUCUUCCCUUAAAUGAUCAUGUUUACAGUGAUUGUUUUAUAUGUAUUUUUUUAAUGUAUGUCGCUUUGGAUAAAAGCGUCUGCCAAAUACGUAAACAUAAACAUAUAUAAACACCUGAAAGUCUUUAUAUCAGCCAAUCUGUUUCAUCGGAUUCAGAAUAAAACCAAAUUCUGUCUUACCCAACAAUGUUAGUAUUUGAAUAUUGUUACUUGAAGACUUAUUCCUGGUUACAAUCAUACUGCUAAGAAAGUAUUGACUUAUACUUUGCUUAAAAUGAAAAUGCAUCAUAUUCAGUGGUGGAUGGUGAUUUUUGUUUUAGGUGGGCCUGAAAGUUUGCAAACCAAACAAAGAAAUCCUCCCCCAGAAGAUUUCUUUGUGAUUUUCACAUUUUUGUGCAUUCUGACAAAAUAUCCAUCCAUCCAUUUCCUACCGCUUGUCCGUUUCAGGAUCGCAGGGGGUGCUGAAGCCUAUUAAUGAAGACAAAAAGAAAAUGUCAUAGGUUUGCAGCAAACUAUAUACAAUAUUCACACUGAAGGCAUGACUCCACCAUAUGUUUGCAGAGAACUAUUUACAAUAUGCACACACUCUUCUCACAAAAUACAACCAAUAGUACCUUAAUGUUAAAUAUUACUUGUGCAAAGUAAUCCUCCGAUUUCCUAUUUUCAACAGUCCGCUCAUUUGAGCAGGAAAACGCUGAAAACCACCAGCCUGGCAUCUUUGUUGUCUACCUGUCAACUGUCAGUUUAGACCAGUGGUUCUCAACCUUUUUUCAGUGAUGUACCCCCUGUGAACAUUUUAUUCAUUCAAGUACCCCCUAAUCAGAGCAAAGUAUUUUUGGUUGAAAAAAGAGAUAAAGGAGUAAAACACAGCACUAUGUCAUCAUUUUCUGAUUUAUUAAAUUGUAUAACAGUGCAAAAUAUUGCUCAUGUGUAGCGGUCUUUCUUGAACUAUUUGGAAAUAAAAGAUAUAGAAAUAACAAAAAACUUGUGGAAAAAUAAACAAGUGAUUCAAUUAUAAAUAAAGAUUUCUACACAUAGAAGUAACCAUCAACUUAAAGAGCCCUCUUUGGGGAUUGUAAUAGAGAUCCAUCUGGAUUCAUCAACUUACUUCUAAACAUUUCUUCACAAAAAAAAAAAAUCUUUAAAGGGGAACAUUAUCACAAUUUCAAAAGGGUUAAAAACAAUAAAAAUCAGUUCCCAGUG
Nerophis ophidion (straightnose pipefish) is the source of this 5465-nucleotide messenger RNA. Its product is annotated as gastrula zinc finger protein XlCGF57.1-like. The record is from RefSeq and is a predicted model, not a curated record. The coding region runs from base 194 to 1954 and encodes 586 amino acids. The transcript has 3 exons. Lineage: Eukaryota; Metazoa; Chordata; Actinopteri; Syngnathiformes; Syngnathidae. Gene Ontology annotation, biological process: regulation of transcription by RNA polymerase II. Gene Ontology annotation, molecular function: DNA-binding transcription factor activity; RNA polymerase II cis-regulatory region sequence-specific DNA binding.